AUUAUAAUUUUUGUUAAAAAAAUUGUGUGGAAAAAACAUUAUUUCCAUCACCAAAACCAAAUGACAACAUAUUUCAAAUGCAAUAAUUCCGUGUUUCAAUUUAACUGAUCACCAGCUAGAUAAGUCUAUCAAAUGUUUCGAUCAUAUUAACUGCCUGAGCAGUAAGAAUUGUUUUAUUAUAAUUAUACCCUACUUAAUGACCCAAACCCAUCAAAACGAAUUCAAAUCAAAUAAAUAGUCCAACUGAAUUAGAAAAUUAUAGCAAACGUGAGUACAACUCUAAAAAAGUAGCAAACAUGAACGCAAAUCUGUUUUUAACUGUCAUUUUCGUAUUGGGAUUAAUUGAUGCAGCUUUUGGAUGCAAUGGCUACAAGGCAAAUAUUCUUAAAAUGGAGAAUUGCGCUGGAGCUGAUGCUAUAAUUUCUGCUGAUGCUGAUUUCACUGUUAAACUUACAAAGAAGUGUGAAUUAGUUCCAGUUGGAUGUGUUGCUAAUAAAGCUUUCGCCACAGCAAAGGCCAAGUAUACUCUGAAAAAGGACAAAAUGGUCAUCAAGGAAGAAGAAGUCGAUCUCUGCUCUGCUGUUGAUGGAGCUAAUCAGGAAGCUAAGAGCUUCAUGAAAGUCUUCUCAAUGCCUGAAAAAUGUCCAGUUGCAGAGGAAAAAAUCUGUGCCAAUGACCACAAAUUUGACGUUUCAAAAUACAAGAAUAUGAUGAGCUUGGCUAAAGGUUCCUUUGAACUUACUGCUGAAGUCACCCACGAUACUGGUAAAUCUUGCCUUCAUCUGGAGCUGGAAAUCACCAAAUAGAUUGACAAUCAUCAUAGAUUGCUCAAAAGUAUUUGCAAAUAGAAUUUAAUGUUUUUUAUUUUCGAAUACUUUGAAUAAAUUUAU
Messenger RNA from Episyrphus balteatus (marmalade hoverfly), 890 nucleotides. RefSeq lists its product as uncharacterized. Bases 297 to 806 code for a protein of 169 amino acids. NCBI's taxonomy places the organism in Eukaryota, Metazoa, Arthropoda, Insecta, Diptera, Syrphidae. The record is from RefSeq and is a predicted model, not a curated record. The transcript has 5 exons.